Thermothielavioides terrestris NRRL 8126 is the source of this 906-nucleotide messenger RNA. RefSeq lists its product as uncharacterized. Gene Ontology annotation, biological process: S-adenosylmethionine biosynthetic process. The transcript is spliced from 2 exons. Bases 1 to 906 code for a protein of 301 amino acids. The record is from RefSeq and is a predicted model, not a curated record. Gene Ontology annotation, cellular component: methionine adenosyltransferase complex. Lineage: Eukaryota; Fungi; Ascomycota; Sordariomycetes; Sordariales; Chaetomiaceae. Gene Ontology annotation, molecular function: methionine adenosyltransferase regulator activity.
AUGGCAACAACAAGAAACACCAACGGAACCCGCAAGCACCGCUUCCUGAUCUGGGGCGGCGAUGGCUGGGUUGCUGGGCAUCUCAAGGCCCUGCUGGAAAGCCAGGGCAAAGAGACGCACACGACCACGGUCCGCAUGGAGGACCGCGAGGCAGUUUUGAGAGAACUCGACCACAUCCAACCAACACAUGUGUUGAACGCCGCCGGAUGCACUGGGCGUCCCAACGUUGACUGGUGCGAGGACAACAAGGAGGCCACGAUCCGGUCCAACGUCGUCGGCACGCUGAACCUGGCCGACUGCUGCUAUCUUCGGGGCAUCCACUGCACCGUCUUCGCCACUGGCUGCAUCUACCAGUACGACGAGGCGCAUCCGUGGGACGGGCCAGGCUUUCUCGAGACCGACCCGCCCAACUUUGCCGGCAGCUUCUACUCCAUGACCAAGGCCCACGUCGAAGAGAUCAUCAAGCAUUACAAUAAUUGCUUGAUCCUGCGGUUGCGGAUGCCAGUCUCGGACGACCUCCACCCGCGGAGCUUCGUGACCAAGAUCACCAAAUACGAGUACGUGGUGAACAUACCAAACAGCAAUACCAUCCUGACAGACCUGCUGCCGGCGUCCAUCCUGCUGGCGGAACACGGCGAGACCGGCGUCUACAACUUCACCAAUCCCGGCGCCAUCUCGCACAACGAGGUGCUCUCGCUGUUUCGCGACAUUGUCCGUCCGUCCUUCACGUGGAAGAACUUCAGCCUCGAAGAGCAGGCCAAGGUCAUCAAGGCCGAGCGCAGCAACUGCAAGCUGGCCACUGACAAGCUGGUGGCCAAACUGAACGAGUUUGGCUACGAAGUUCCCGAGAUCCACGAGGCGUACCGGCGGUGUUUUGCGCGGAUGAAGGCUGCUGGGAUCCAAUAA